AAUCGCCAAGCCACUCUUCACUCUCUCCUACGCUGACCCGAGGCGAACGGAGUGUCAACAGCAGAGGCUAUUUUUAUAACUCCCUGGACUGCAACAGAUUUGGUUGAUUUAUUUGGGCAUCGUUGGAAGACAUCAUGGGUGCACUUUCAGGCGCAGAGCUCUGCAUAAAGUAUCUUCUAUUCACCUUUAAUUUCGUGUUCUGGCUUGCAGGAACAGCCGUGCUGGCCGUGGGCCUGUGGCUGCGGUUUGACAAGAGAACAGAGGGGCUGUUUGCUGAUACAGAGUCUCCCUCUGUCUUUUUCACAGGAGUGUAUCUCCUCAUCGUCGCCGGAGCGCUCAUGAUGGUUGUGGGCUUCCUGGGAUGCUGUGGUGCCAUCCGGGAGUCGCCUUGCAUGCUGGGAUUGUUCUUCUUCUUCCUCCUGUUGAUCUUCGCUGCGGAGGUGGCUGCAGGUAUCUGGGGCCUGUCCAACAAAGGCAAGGUGGUGGAAGAAAUUCAGACGUUUUACAGAGAGACUUAUCAAAACUACAUAACGACCAAACAGGAUGCCCUGAAGGCCACUCUGAAAGCCAUCCAGUUUGGGCUUGACUGCUGUGGGCUCACCGGGACGAUUGCAGAUGCCACACUGGCCUCAGACACCUGUCCCAAGAAGGAAGGGUUGGAAAUGCUCAUCACCACGAGUUGCCCAGCUGCAAUUGAUGAGAUGUUCGGCUCCAAGCUUCAUGUGAUAGGAGGAGUUGGCAUUGGGAUUGGCGUCAUCAUGAUCUUCGGCAUGAUCUUCAGUAUGCUGUUGUGUUGCGCCAUCAAGAGAACCCGGGAUAUUGUGUAAGGCCGUCAUCACCAUGGAAACUCCUGAUCCAUGCUGUUAAUUUAUCCAGUGUGUGUGCGUUUGCACAAAUGCACGCACACGUGUGUGUUUGUUUGUAUGCUCAUAACUACAGUUUGAGGAUCACUGCUUCAACAACACGUAUCCCUGUUGUCUUGUUUUGGUCAUCAAAUGCCAUGUACCCCAAGCUAUUAGAACAUUAAUGAACUCUGUAUUCUAGCACACCACAACGCUCCUUGAGGGGUUGGGGGUAAGCCUCAGAUGGGGAAAGCCUAGUCUCCCAGUCUGGCCUAAUCUACUGUAUAUGUUACUAUAAACAGUCCAAACCACUGAUUUAUUUUACUCUUAUGUUCCGAAGGCCUGCCUCAUGUACAUGCUUUAUAUUUUGGUGUGAAAGAGUCGCUUUUGAGUACUUUUUGUUUUGCUAUAUAUGGUGCAUUUACCCAGAGAUGUCUUUAUUUCUUAAGCCAUGAAUUAACUUUUUUUUUUUUCUAAUGUUUUAAUUUUUGGAGAUCUGAUUUUAUAAACACAAUUUUAUGUAUCUAUUUUGAUGAACAAAAAUGAUGUGUAAUAGUCCUGAAUUACAAAUUAAAAUGUUCUAAUAGAUCUAAA
Messenger RNA from Alosa sapidissima (American shad), 1436 nucleotides. It is a transcript of the gene cd9b, whose product is annotated as CD9 molecule b. The transcript is spliced from 8 exons. Gene Ontology annotation, cellular component: membrane. The record is from RefSeq and is a predicted model, not a curated record. Lineage: Eukaryota; Metazoa; Chordata; Actinopteri; Clupeiformes; Clupeidae. The coding region runs from base 135 to 827 and encodes 230 amino acids.